Messenger RNA from Brachypodium distachyon (stiff brome), 1776 nucleotides. Its product is annotated as WUSCHEL-related homeobox 8. Bases 618 to 1439 code for a protein of 273 amino acids. Gene Ontology annotation, molecular function: DNA binding; DNA-binding transcription factor activity. The transcript is spliced from 4 exons. Lineage: Eukaryota; Viridiplantae; Streptophyta; Magnoliopsida; Poales; Poaceae. The record is from RefSeq and is a predicted model, not a curated record.
UGGUAUUAGUUGGUUGAUCCUGGAAGCGAGACAAGACAAGCAACAGUACCUGGAGUCGUCUUCAGCUUUCGUCCCCCCUCACAUGCCCACGCCACCAUCAUUCUUCCCCUGCCUUUACGCACUCCACACUUCCGUUCUACUCAUCCCCUUCCUUAUCGCAAAUCCAUCCACGCACUGACGCACACACAACUCCAUCAUAGUUCAAUUUGAAACCGAUCGUCUUUCUCCUCUCCUCCUGCCAGCCAGAAACUGGGGAGAACACAGGUGAAGAAAUUUGGCACAGACGGACAGAGUUGGCGUGGCAGCAGGGUGACCAGCGCCCAGCGAGGCAGGCCUCAAGCAGCCGCGCCGGGCCAGUCGUGGAGUCGCCGGCCCUCCCGGGCUUCCGCCGCCGGCCGCCGCCGUGUAGGUUCAGCCGCUGUCCGCUGAGCAGCGUGGCCGUGGCCGCCCGCCGUCUCAAUCCAUCCCAACUUCCUUAGCGCCGCUGCUGAUCAAUCCAGAGGUGCUGAGCCGCUGAGGUUUUGACGAGGCGACGGCACGAGCCAGUGGACUCGAUCGAUCCAAUCUCCCGAGCGCGGAGCGAUAGUCCCCGUCCCAAGAGGGGCCGGCGGGGAGCCAUGGAGUGGGACAAGGCCACCGCCGCGGCCGUGGCCGUGGCCGGCGAGCAGGUGGACGAGAGGGGCGGAGUGGAGGCACUGGGGUACGUCAAGGUCAUGACUGACGAGCAGAUGGAGGUGCUCCGGAAGCAGAUCUCCAUCUACGCCACCAUCUGCGAGCAACUCGUCGAGAUGCACCGCGCCCUCACCGCGCACCAGGACUCCAUCGCAGGAAUGAGGCUUGGUAAUAUGUAUUGUGAUCCUCUAAUGGUUCAUGGUGGUCACAAGAUCACAGCGAGGCAGCGUUGGACACCAACCCAGAUGCAGCUGCAGAUCCUUGAGAGCAUUUUUGACCAAGGAAAUGGAACACCAAGCAAGCAAAAGAUAAAAGAUAUCACAGCAGAGCUCUCACAGCAUGGCCAGAUCUCAGAGACUAAUGUCUACAACUGGUUCCAGAACAGGCGUGCACGGUCGAAGCGGAAGCAGGCUGCUUCUCUACCAAACAAUGCUGAAUCUGAGGCCGAGGCGGACGAGGAGUCCCCGACCGAGAAGAAGCCUAAGUCAGAUGGGCCACUUCACCAGAACAUGGCCACAAGAGCUCACAACCCCGAAAGGAUCUCAGAGAUGCAUCGUCACUUGGAUAUGGAGCAUGAGCAAAACCGUGGUAUGAUGUAUGGAUCCAACAGCGACAACAGCUCUAAAUCAUCGGGCGGUUUGGGCCAGAUGUCCUUCUAUGCGAAUGUUAUGUCAAAUCCAAGAAUUGAUCAAUUCUUGGGGAAGGUGGAGACCCCCGGGAGCUUCUCCCAAUUCCGGCCAGGCGAAAGCUUUGACAUGUAUGGAUGACACGGCGAUUCUAGAUGAAACGGCGUCCCUGUAAAAAGUGAAACGGUUUUCAGCACGCGUUCGUUUUGCUGACACGAGCUGAGGUCUGAGAAGUUAGUUUGCCUUGGUGACUACGUGUUGGUCAUCACCAUCUUGUUGAAACUCGAUUUCUUGUGGAAAUAGUUUGCAGAAGCUUAUAUAGAGUGUUUGAUUGUUGCCCGUAGCCUAUUGUAUACUCUUCAUGUUGGUGCGCAGUCUCACCAUUUGCCUUUUUUAGCCGGAAAAGGUAAGCUUAUGUAGUUCGUCUGUUUGUUUUGGUCACAGCGUCAGUGUAACAAGCGGCAUUGUUAGUUUGUUA